Messenger RNA from Mytilus californianus (California mussel), 1116 nucleotides. RefSeq names its product aminopeptidase N-like. The coding region runs from base 114 to 956 and encodes 280 amino acids. NCBI's taxonomy places the organism in Eukaryota, Metazoa, Mollusca, Bivalvia, Mytilida, Mytilidae. The transcript has 9 exons. Gene Ontology annotation, molecular function: peptide binding; zinc ion binding; metalloaminopeptidase activity. Gene Ontology annotation, cellular component: cytoplasm. The record is from RefSeq and is a predicted model, not a curated record. Gene Ontology annotation, biological process: proteolysis; peptide catabolic process.
ACCGAAAGUAGAAGUAUGGUUUCCAAUUUUUGCAUCGAAAGAAAAUUCAUCCUGUAAAUAGAGCUCAGAUAAUUGAUGAUGCAUGGAGCCUGUCAAAAUCGGGUGACCUUACCAUGAAUAUAGCCCUCCAAACUCUUGAAUACUUGUCAAUGGAAGACAGUUAUUUCCCUUUUUUGGCUGCACGUAGCGAUAUUGUGUUUGUAAGAAACAUGUUAGAAAGAACAGAAAUAUAUAGUGACUUUUCGGCAUUCAUGAAUAAAAUAUUUUCCGUACCAUUGAGUAGGCUUGGUUACAGCAAUAUUGGAUCUGGACAUUUAGAAAUAUUGCUCAGAAAACUAGUUUUAGAGGAGGCAUGCAGAUAUGGAGAUCAAAAUUGUAUAGACUUUGCAAUCAACUCGUUUCAAAUGCUGAUGAACAGUGCUGGUAACUCAAAUCCGAUUGAUGUUGAUUUGAGGUCAAUCGUGUACCAUACAGCAAUACAGUAUGGAGGUGUGAAUGAGUGGGAAUUUGCUUAUGGAAAAUACACAACAUCUAAUCUUGGAUCGGAUAGGGUGCUUUUUCUAUAUGCCUGCUCUUAUAGUAGAGAUGUCACGAUUUUAAACAGGUUCCUACAAUAUAUCUUAACGGACGAUAUUCGUAAGCAGGAUGGUGAAAAUAUAUUGCGUCUUAUCUCAAGAAAUCCAAUUGGUAGAACUCUAGUGUGGGAUUUUUUAAGAGCAAAUUGGGAUGAUAUAAUAACCCGUUUCGUAUCAAUUAACUACCUCAUUGCAGAUGUUACAGCAAAGUUUAAUACUGAAAAUGAUCUACAGUCGAUUCUGACUUUUAAGGCUAGUAGGCCCAAUUUAGGCAAUGCAGCAGCAGCAAUCGAUAGAGCAAUUGAGACAACAAGAGCUAACAUCAAGUGGAUGGAUAGUAACUUCCAGAUUAUAAAAAAUUGGUUACAGAGUCUACCUUAGUUGGAAAAACAACACAGUUGCCAUUUCCAAUUAAAUACACUGUCAAUAUGUGUGAAUAAAAAUUGAAAACAAUUCUGUGAAUACAAGAUUCUAUAUCAAUAUAGACAGACUAAGAAUUUAAAAUGCAUGGUAAAAGCUGUGUCUCAAGUGAGGAAUUCGA